This is a messenger RNA of Erigeron canadensis, 789 nucleotides long. Its product is annotated as 30S ribosomal protein S20, chloroplastic. The record is from RefSeq and is a predicted model, not a curated record. Gene Ontology annotation, biological process: translation. Lineage: Eukaryota; Viridiplantae; Streptophyta; Magnoliopsida; Asterales; Asteraceae. Bases 108 to 650 code for a protein of 180 amino acids. Gene Ontology annotation, molecular function: small ribosomal subunit rRNA binding; structural constituent of ribosome. Gene Ontology annotation, cellular component: ribosome; small ribosomal subunit. The transcript is spliced from 3 exons.
AUCCUCUUCAUUCUUCUUUACACUAGCUAGAUAAGAUUACACUAGAUAAGAUAAUUGGAUAAACCCCCCAUUCCAAAAAGAAAACCUGCAAAACAAAAAUCACAACAAUGGCUAUAGCAACAGCACAAUGUCUCCAUCUUUCUUGCAGCUUCAAAUCUCUCUCACUCUCUUCAUCUUCUUCCAAACCCUUAGCCAAGUCAUUCAAGCCUCUCAGUUCCUCAAGUAGCAUUUCAUUUAACCCAUUAUCAACUGGGUUAGGGUUUGUAAACAAUAAGAGAGUUGGCAGAUCUGUUUCGAUUGUGUGUGAAGGAGGUAAGAAACCCGAUUCCGCUGCUAAACGAGCUCGACAAUCCGAAAAGAGAAGACUUUAUAACAAAGCUAGAAAAUCCGAAGUUAGAACUAGAAUGAAGAAGGUCUUGGAAGAGUUGGAAGUCCUGCGGAAAAAGUCGGAUGCAAUGCCCGAGGAAGUUAUAGGUAUCGAAAAGCUGAUAGCAGAGGCAUACUCAGUCAUUGACAAAGCAAUACAGGUGGGGACACUCCACAAGAAUACUGGAGCCAGACGGAAGUCUAGGCUUGCCAGAAGAAAGAAAGCCGUGGAGAUUCACCACGGAUGGUAUGCACCCGAAUCUGCAGCUGCAACUGCUGUUUGAUGACCCUCUGGCAUCCAUAUUAUUGUAGAUUAUGUAUUUGCAGGAAAUUUUGAGCGGAAUUUGCACUGGAUGUUCAAUCUAUCAAACCUUGUAAUUUCUUCAUCUUAUAUUUAAUGGUUGCUGUUGAUGCAUUUUUCAA